AUGAGUGGUCAAAUGAUAUCGGAUUCAAAUUAUGGUUUUCAAACUCGCCGCAAGGGUACCCCCCCAGUUGCCUUGAGACAGUUUAUGCCCCACGAGUUUUGGGGACGCCUAAAUCGUGUGGUGCGAGGAAUGCGGCUCGGAUUGAGGUGUUGUCUCCGAGACCUGUCAGUUUGUGGAUCAGGCUUACUACGGUCCCUUGAAUCCUGCCAGUUUGCAGCUCGGGUUGACCUUGUGUCACCGAGACUUGCCAGGGGAAUUGACGGAUAUCGGGAAUUGACGGAUCAGAUAUGGGGCAUAUUUUGCCCCACGAGUCUUAGAGUUAUCCAGACCGUGGGAGCGAGGAUUGCGGACCAGGUUGACCAGAUGUCUCCUGAGUCCAGCGAGGAUUACAGGUCAGGACGUGUCACCAUUGGUGUCACGAGGAAUUGA
Messenger RNA from Prunus armeniaca (apricot), 429 nucleotides. Lineage: Eukaryota; Viridiplantae; Streptophyta; Magnoliopsida; Rosales; Rosaceae. The record is from the annotation of a GenBank genome assembly.